This is a messenger RNA of Physcomitrium patens, 5844 nucleotides long. RefSeq lists its product as uncharacterized. The record is from RefSeq and is a predicted model, not a curated record. Gene Ontology annotation, cellular component: membrane. Lineage: Eukaryota; Viridiplantae; Streptophyta; Bryopsida; Funariales; Funariaceae.
CGCCAAUGCUCUGAUGUGCUGAGCUCUGCUCUAUUCUACUCUCGGUGCCUGCCUUGCUCGGCUGGGCUUGUAUUGUCUUUGUUUAAUGCCAAGUUUCAACCGUGGUUUCUGAUUCCGUUUUCCUGUUUGGCUCCUUUCGUAGAGCUCAUUCUCACUCUCACGACCUGAUUCUUCAUAUUCUUCUUCCUCUUCUCCGUGUGUCGUCUCCGUGCUGUGCCUCUUCAUCAGGGGUGCGCGUUUAGCCACAAUUUUUAUUUGGUUAAGUUUUCGAGAGACGUAAGUGAGUUGUUUCGUCGACGGAAACCGGUAGUGUUAAUUGUAGUAGAGCUGAGGUGAGACAAGAGAAGGGUGAGAACAGGCUUCUUCUUCUUCUUCUUCUUCUUCUGGGCAAGGAAGAGAUUGGGCGACAACGGAGUUUUGUUGCAGGGAACUUCGGCGGUGUCGGUUGCCUGGCUGCGUGGUGGUGGUGGUAGUGGUGUGGAGUGCGGGUGAGUGUUUUUGUUUAGCUUUAUCAAUGAGAAGCGACUGGAGUGGAGUUCGAAAGCCGCUCGAGUUAAGGAGAAACUGGAGGAAGUGAAGGGAUGCGAAAGAAGAAAAGAGCCUUACGUUGAACUUUGCAUAUUUGUAUUCCUGCCGAGCUUUCGUAAGCAGCUCAAUUGUGCCCUCUUAAUUUAACGGAAUGUUGGUCAUGGCGGGCUUCCAUUUUACCAGUGCAUGGGAACGCAUUGCUGAUUGCAGAAGCAUCAUCUGUCAACCCACAGUUUUGUGCCUGCUGAGGUGUACUCUUUGUUAGGGCUGGCUACAAUGGUGUGAGUUUUCAGGCACUGGGAUUUUUAGCAGUUAAUGUGUAGCAUGGCCAGAAUAAGGCCUGAAAUGAAAUUGAAUAGGUACUAGUGUUUGAUGUUCGUUUCUUCGUGUUGGCACAUUUGGGUGGUGAAGGUGAUGGUAGAGUUUUUUUAAGGAAGGAGAAUUGGAGGAUGAAAAGAAACCCGUUAGGAAAGUUUUGGAAGAGGUUGGCGCGGACAGUAGAGGAGGUGAUGCAGUUCCAGUUCGGGUGAUGGUGCGGCUGGUGGUGUUUGUGGGAGUUACAGAUAGCGAAAUUGUGCCGUGGCUAUGGCAGUUUUAGUUUCCUUUUUGUUGAUGAAGGCAGUUCCGACGCUCUUGUCCUGUUUCGCGUUCACUUCUUUCUCGCCCCUGUUCUUUGUCGGGUCUGUCUCUUUCUCAUUGCUCUUCGUAUCGCUAUCGGUCCUCAUCAGCGUGGUCUCCUUGUGCCGGAAUCCGCACGAUGAAGUUUCCUCAGCAGAGGAGGAUGAUGCAAAUUAUAAUAAGAGCUGCUCCCGGAUGAGCUCGAAGCAGAGAAACCGGUCAUGGUGGUGCUUCGGCGAGGCACCCCGCGGGUUCCAGCUGACGAUGUUGUUUCUUACGUGGGCGCUCCUGUUCCUGUUACUUUGUUUGGCACCUGCGGCAAAUGCUGAGAGCAAAGUCCAGCUUAACAUAGAGCAGCUAGGAUCCUUUGGUGUCGAAUCAGAAACUGCUACUCCUUCUGUAGGCGUUAUUUCUGAAGUCGUUUGGAAAGAUUUGAAUCAAGUUAACACAGCCUACCAAAGCUCCACUAGUGGAGCCUCCCUCAAGAGGCAGGGGGGCGGUGGGAGUGAACAAAAGUUGAACAUCAAAGUCGAAGAGCAAACAAGACAGCAGAGCAGUUUUCACGCUUCUGUUGGGUUAGGUCAGUUGGGUCAAGAUCUGCAACAUCCUAGUGACGACAAGGUUGAGCUACAAUUAUGUGGAGCCCUUGUUCAAACUGGACAGCAAGUCACGUGUCACCCUCCUGGGUCACCUGAGGCCGAGAAUAGGCUUUCAGAUAUUCGUGACUGCUCUAUGUUUUCCUCGAAAGUUGCAAGUGCAUCGCUGCAUUAUGGGGAUAUUGCCGUCACUCCUCAACUAGUCUGGAUGCCCCAGCCCUUGUAUCAGCGCCAGGUUGCUUCCUUGACUAUUAUUAACUCAUGCAAUAGCUCAAAAUUAUCACUUGUUGCUGUUAAGAGUGAUAAUAGACAAUUCUUUGUCUGUGCCUUCUCUGAGAAAUUUGUUGCCCCUGGAGGAUCACUUACGUUCCCUGUGUGUUACUUACCUCAGUACUUGGGAGCAGCCACAGGAAGGGUAACUAUAGAAACCAGGUCAGACCCAAUAGUAGUGCAGUUACAAGGGGAAGGUAUUGCAUCUCCUUUUCAGAUGCACGUCAGGGUGCAUGAGAAGUCGCACUAUGUACUUUCCCUCUUCAACCCUUUUAAUGAAAGUAUAUUUGUGGAGGAAGUACUUGUUUCCUCAGAAGAGAACCAAUGGCACACCACAGGCUUAUUCGUAGGAAAUACAGAUGUGGAUCGUGUCAGUGGUGUACCUUUAGAUGAGAUUGUAAUUGAGGCAAAGGAACCCAGUCGUGGUGAUGAGAUAAAUUAUAAACCUGGGGUGUUGAUGCGAGCUGGAGCGACAUGGGAAAUCCCCGCUCAGGAAAGUAGGGAUAUCGUAGAAUUUAUAGUAGAUCUGAAGCGAGGGGAAGUGUUUCGGGGGGCAUUCCAGAUACGGGCCACUGGGGCACCUUUUGGGAGCGAGGGCGGUGUUCUAGUCUACCCGUUCAGCUCACGAGUCUCCAAGCCGUCUUCUGUGGUUUCAGUACCUGAUACUGUAGACUUUGGAAUGCUGGUUGGGGAUCAGGCGCGGUCCCAGCCCUUGGUGCUGGAAAAUUCUGGUGGCCAGUUAAUACAGGUUAAAGAAAUAUAUGAAGUGGCUAAAGAUUCAAGAAUUACAAUUGAGUACAAGAAAGGGUGCGUUCUGCUCCCAGGCUCUGAGACCGAAGUUGCCAACAUUACCUACAGGGGCUAUAACCAGCCCCACGUAUCCAACGCAUGCAGUAGCUCUCAGAAGAUCAUGGUGCGCACCAACAGCACCAUUGGUCAUCUGAUGGAGAUUCCCUACAGAGUAGUGGUGUUGCCGUGUUUGGAUCCUCCUGCCUUGGCCUUCGUGCCCAAAUCUACAAUGCGAGCAUUAGGAGACCUGAGAGGCUCUUACACAGGCCAGGGCAUCAGUGACUUGAUUAUGGACUACAGACUGUUCCUUGGGCUUCUCUUUUGUGGGCUCAUGGUAGGCGCUUUAGUGUUUUUUCAAGCUGUUGUGCGUGAGACCGUGUUGCCGACGUCGUCAGGGGAUCUGAGUAAGGGUGGUUCGCAUCGGAGAAGUUCCAGCGGAGGCAGCCCUUUUAUCAAGAGAAGGGAUAAGCUGCUGAAGAUGUGGGGAUGGGGAGCUCUUGCCACUGUGACAGAAGGCCUCUGGGCAGCUUUUGGAUCCGCCAUUUGGAGGAAGGAAUGCAGCGCAUCCUCCUCCAAUUACACUCUCCCGCGAUCUGUGACGCCAGUGCCGGCGCCUACACAGACUGGAAUACAAGCGACGAAGGCCAUUGGAGGAGCUGCGACGUCUGCUUCAGGGUCAGUGCCCACAGCGGGUCGAAAAUAUAGCUCAGAUAGAAAGAAUAGCGGUGCUGCUAAACCCGACCAGACACGGAGUGGUAAAGGUAAUGCGGAGUCAUCGAAUAGCUCCUCACCUCUGAGCUCUAAAGAUCCGCAUCAUCACCCUCAAUCCAUCAAGCAACCGAAGACUUCGAAAUUCUUGAGACCGGGAAACUCUUCGGCUAAGCAUACCAUCUGCAUGGAUGAUCUGGAGGAGGACACCGAGUCUAUCGUGAAAGAGGUAGUAGCAGUUGAAGCGAUUGCAUCUGUUAACGCGGUCGCACGCGCGCAAAGUGCAUGUCCUACACGGCAGCCUCCCGUCAAGGAGUCGCCGAAGGACGAAGUGACCCUUAAGCCACAGCCUGUUUUGCUACCUGAGCAACCCCUACAGACAAACGAACGGGAGAAGCGCAGGCAGAGGAAGAAACAAGUGAAACAUGAUGUGGCUGCAAAUUUUAGUACCUAUGGAGGCGCGUCGCCAGGGUCUCCUGCCUCUCCGGUGACGCCUUCCAGACUGGCUUGGUCUGCCGGUCCUCCCUCUCCCUUCGACAGAAAACCAACUAAAUCCACUUCGUCCCUGUCUGAUCAGUCAACAGCUCCCUUGAGCCCCAAGAGUUCGGGAUCUGUUGAACACGCAGACGCUGUCCCACUUCCCAAAAUCAAGGUUAAGGUCCUUAAUUCUUUGAAAACCACUAACCCUGCGCCUGUUGGGUCAGGAACCGAAAGCCCCAGGCGUAGCGUUAGUUCUACUCCGUCCCAUCAGCAGCCCAGGCAGCAGGGAAGAGUAGCGGAUUCGCGUAAGCAACCUGUGGUAGAGAAGAGUUCAGGUGUCGGUGGGAAAAAGGGCACCAGUGGCGAAUGCGCUGCUGUAGCUCGCCAACCACGGAAAACGUCAACCUCUGGAAGCGACAAAGCACUGGAAGUUACUGAUGGAGGCCACUCUCACCGAGGGAGCCGGUAUCCUCAACGAAGAGGCAAUGCGUUUGCAGUAUCGGAAGUUGGACCUGCAGCUCUCACCUCCUCGGCUUCCUUUCCACCUCGGAGCUCGCGUCCGGGAAUCUGGACCAACAACUCUGCUUUCGAGUUCGGCGUUGGAGUACGGAUCGACUCCUUGGGUGUUGUACCCCCACCAGCCAUUCCGCCGACUCUGCGAGCCCCUGGAGCAAGGAUCACGAAACAAGUUAGUAAUGCAGAGUCCACAUCCUCUUCAGGUACAUCUGUGGAUGCAGGUUGGUCCAGCCUCGGAUUCACCUCCAGCCCGGAGCUUCCUGACGGCCGUUUAGACCAAGACCUUCGUCCCGGCAGUCCCUGGCACUCGAGCAAUGCCCUGUCUGGGCAAAGCUCUGGAGAGCUAGUAUAUGAUAUCUGGGGGAACCAUUUUGGCAAUCUCAGUCAAUGCAGCUCCCACAACGAUUCCUCUUUCCUUGGCGCAGGAUUUAACAAGCAGAAGGCUAAUCCCUUCAGUGGGUUUCACCGGCUGCUGGUCCCUGACCACCAUGCUGAGAUUCUCCUGCCAGGUUCCCUCACCGGUGGUCUUGCUUGCGACAUGAGCCCCACCACGCGAGCCCCGUUCGCGCCCUUCUCUGGGUUUUUUUCGGAAGGUUCUACUCUGGGUCCCGAGGAUCAUAGCCGGCCUGUCUCCCCAGCUAGUGAGUUACCAGAUCAGCUCUUCUCUGAUUCACCGAUAGCUGGAUUCACCGAGGUGGUUCCCUCAACUAUGGCGGUACCUGUAGCGAAACCCAGAGUGAGAGUCCCCUAUUCUCCACCCAUGGGUUGUGUUGCUGCUUCUUUUUCUAGCCCUCCUAGCACUCCAACCGUUGUGAGUCAGGCUGCGGUGUCCAAGGCCUCGAGCUGCUCCUUUUGGGCACAUGACAGCAGCCAACUCCUGGAGAGUACGUUGUCACCGACCAUCUCUCUGACGUAGAUUUUUAUUGACCUUUCAGCCCAUGAACUUUUGGUGGCUGAGCCCGUAGUAUUGCCUAGUAGGUGUUGGAAGAAGGCCGCCUAGCUGUGCCGUGGAUUUGGUGGGGGGCGACCAUCAACUAUCCUCCCUCCCCCAAGAGGCUCUGCUAAAUUGUUCAUAUACAGACCUAAAAACUUCUGUGUUGCUGUGCUAGUCUGUGACUUGGUGAAAAACAUGAGAGAGAGAGAGAGCGAGAGAGAGCGGAAGAGAGUGAGAGAAGGACCUGUACCUGUUCCUACUCCGACUUGCUUCUUAUUAAACAUCCUUGCUGUUAAAACAGUCUGCCGAACUGGCAUCGAGGCAAUUUCCGUUUCCUACGUCGGCGGAUUGUAUGCCUCAGACUCUCCCUUUGCUUCCAAACUUUCCCACCUCUCAUUCUCUCCA